AUGUCCUGCUACAGCCCCUGCCGGCCCUGCCAGCCCUGCGGCCCGACCCCGCUGGCCAACAGCUGCAAUGAGCCCUGUGUCAGGCAGUGCCAGGACUCCACCGUCGUCAUCCAGCCCUCCCCCGUGGUGGUGACCCUGCCCGGACCCAUCCUCAGCUCCUUCCCACAGAACACCGCCGUGGGAUCCUCCACCUCCGCUGCCGUUGGCAGCAUCCUCAGCUCUGAGGGAGUGCCCAUCAGCUCCCGGGGCUUUGGCCUCUCUGGCUUGGGCAGCCGCUUCUGCGGCACCAGGUGCCUCCCCUGCUAAAGCUGCUGGAGAUGGUCCUGGGGAAGGUCCCCAGGGACCCAGAAGAUUGUAGCAGUCUGUGUACAGAUUAUCAGGUGUUUGCUUUCAGAGGGUCUGAGCAAUCCCAGCACCUCUUGAAAAGGAUGGAGCCAACCUGGACCUUUCCCUCUUGUUUCCUUGUUCUCUUGUACUCCCCUGGCCUGUGAUCCCCACAAGGCCACCCUAGGGAGGACUUUAUGUCCCAGCUCCCUCCUUGGGCAGGCGGAUGGACAGCUCUCUGGAUCUCUGCUUUGGUCUUUGGGCAUAUACUCUUUUAUUUCACCGGUGCUCUAUGCAAUAGGGUCUCCACUCAAUGGACAUUGUUUCCUUCUUUUGACCCAAUAAAGUUUUGCUGCAUCACAU
Calidris pugnax (ruff) is the source of this 687-nucleotide messenger RNA. RefSeq names its product feather keratin 1-like. The transcript has a single exon. The record is from RefSeq and is a predicted model, not a curated record. Gene Ontology annotation, molecular function: structural constituent of cytoskeleton. Gene Ontology annotation, cellular component: intermediate filament. The coding region runs from base 1 to 306 and encodes 101 amino acids. NCBI's taxonomy places the organism in Eukaryota, Metazoa, Chordata, Aves, Charadriiformes, Scolopacidae.